CUACCUAGGUACUACCUUGCUAGAUCAUGCCAUCAUCCCAGUCCAUAUUACAUAGCUAGCUUACCUCUCCACCACCUACUUACUCUUCUACAUUUCAACCUACACAACCACCACAUCACAUCUACACCAACAACACAACCCCCAAACCACAAUGGUACGUCCCCUCCUCUCCCCUCCCAUCCCCUCACUCCAAAACCCCCAAACCUACCACCCACCCAACAACAACCAACUAAUGACAUGGAAACAGUCCACCACAACAACCAAAGUAGCAGCCCUCCUCGCAAUCCUCACCUCCAUCGGGGGCAUAACCGGCUACCUGCGCGCACGCUCCCUCCCCUCCCUCAUCGCCGGAUUAUCCGUCUCCUUCCUAUACCUCCUCUCGUACCUCCGACUGCGCGCGAACCAGCCCUACGGGGCAGAGAUUGGUCUUCUGGCGUCCAUUAUCCUCGGCGGUGCGUCGAUUCCUAGGGCGAUAAAGACCGGGAAGGGGGUUCCGAUGGGGUUGGGGGUUGUGGCUGUUUUGGGGGGGGUUGUGUUUUCGAAGGCUUUGCUUGGGUAGAUUUAAUGGGUUUGAUGGGUUAUGGGUGGGGGAUACUAGCUAGCUAGCUCCUUAGCUGGGUAAGAGGGAGGAGGGGAGGGUACUAUUGAUUGCUAGGGGUCAGUCAAUCUACUACUGGUUUGGGAUGUAUGAUACAGUAGUCUAGUAUUUAUUUAUUUUAUGUGGAUGAAUGGAUGAUGCUGAUGGUCUUCAUUACAGGGUAUACAUAUA
Aspergillus vadensis CBS 113365 is the source of this 769-nucleotide messenger RNA. Its product is annotated as TMEM14 family protein. NCBI's taxonomy places the organism in Eukaryota, Fungi, Ascomycota, Eurotiomycetes, Eurotiales, Aspergillaceae. The transcript has a single exon. The record is from RefSeq and is a predicted model, not a curated record. The coding region runs from base 152 to 559 and encodes 135 amino acids. Gene Ontology annotation, cellular component: membrane.